Xyrichtys novacula (pearly razorfish) is the source of this 3614-nucleotide messenger RNA. The record is from the annotation of a GenBank genome assembly. Lineage: Eukaryota; Metazoa; Chordata; Actinopteri; Labriformes; Labridae.
UUUGAGGGGAACAUUUUUCCCACCUGGUAGACAGAAACACAUCCGCUGAACUUCACUUCUCAGGGUACUUCCAGGAGAUAAACAACAUUACUACAUACUUACUUUACAAGACAAAGAAGAAACAAUCACUUUAUGUACUGACUACAGACUGCAGUACCACAGCUUAGAUAAUACAGGCCAAAUACAGGGUAAUUCAUUUACUUGUGAAAAGACAGCUGAUUUGGAGUUUGAGCUCAUAUGUGAGGUCUCUUUGGAUCAACCAUCAAACCAUCAGACUGUGGUAUAGAAGGCUACUACAGCAACUCUCGAUCAUGGGUGGGUAAACAUCAAUAUCCUGUGAGAGCACUUUGCUGCAAAUUGAUAAAAAUAUUUAUCUUAUGGUGUUUCUACUUGAUUUCAUAUUUAGGAACUGUCCCACUUCAGUGUGUGUGUGGAAUAUUUGUAUUAUUCAGUGGAUUUCUGAUAUCAUUCACACCAUCAUGCGAUGGAGGCAACAUUUUGGUGUUCCCUUUGGAUGGGAGUCAUUGGAUCAAUAUGAAGAUCCUGUUGGAGGAGCUCCAUGCCAGGGGACACAACCUGACCGUGAUGAGAGCCUCCACCAGCUGGUACAUUGAUGACAAGUCUCCACUCUAUACAUCCAUUAACUUCCAUGUGGAUGUGGGUAUGGAAGACUUUUUUGAUGUGUUUGCAAAGGAAAAUAUCAGGGUAAGUCCGUUUGAAUACUUUGCAUUUAUUUACCAACUAAACCUGAAUUUACACCACUAUUCUAACUUUUAAUUCCAGAUACAGAGAGAGGGCGCUUCAUCACUAAUGGUCUUUCUACUCAUCAGGGAUUUUCUCUCAAGGAUUUCAACAUUUCAUGCAUUGUGGGCUGAUGCUACUGCUCAAAUCUUUGAUGAUGAGAAGAUGGUCAAAAACUUAAUGGAUGCCAAAUAUGAUCUAGUUCUCACAGACCCAGGCAUUGCAUCAGGAGUUGUGCUAGCCAAGUAUCUCAAGUUGCCUACGGUGCUAAAUGUUCGCUGGAUCCCUGCAGGUGAAGGUCACUAUGUGAUCGCCCCAACACCUCUCUCUUAUAUCCCGUCACCAGGAUCAGGCCUCACUGACAAAAUGGACUUCAUCCAGAGGAUUAAAAACCUUUUCUUCCACAGUGUUGUUGAGUACCAGAUGAGACUUGUGGCAGGGCCAACAUAUAAUGACCUUUGUGUCAGAUACAUUGAAGGUGGAUGCAGCUUGAUGUCACUUCUUCAGGAAGCAGACAUUUGGCUGUACAGAUCAGAUUUUUUAUUUGACUUUCCACGACCAACAAUGCCAAAUGUGGUCUACAUAGGAGGCUUCCAGUGCAAACCAGCACAGCCUCUGCCAGCAGACCUGGAGAAGUUUGUUCAAAGUGCUGGAGAGCACGGAGUGAUCAUCAUGACUCUAGGAACUUUGGUUAAUGCUCUCCCCGAAGACCUUUCAGAAGAAUUUGCCAGUGUGUUUGCCAAGAUGCCUCAGAAGGUAAGACGUGAUUAGUGAUUCAUUACAAAGACAGAAGAUGAAUAAAAAUACUAUAAUUUGCAAUACAAAAUCAUAUGUUGAUCAAGUUGUCCCUCCAUUUGAGUUACCUGACUGAUUUGAAAGCAAGACCAAAAUACCCCUUGAUCAUUUGUUUGCAGUGUGCAGGGCUCAUGUGGGUUGAUCACAGUUUGUAAAGCUCCUUUUGCCAAGUUAGAUAAAUUUCUGGCAUGAACUCACAGCACACUCUGACACAGUAAAAACAGGGUCAGAAGCCAAUUCCUGAAUCCAGGAUGAUUGCGUCUGUGCUGCGUCUGCGCAUGACUGAAAGUCAUGAAAAGCAUGUUGGAGUGUCAUCAACAGUGUUCAUGCUCAAUUGUUGAAAAUGGGAUAUAAAGUUGUAUGUCAGACACCCUACUUUCUUCUUUUAUUAAAAAACUUGCAGUAAGACUGUCAGUUCAUAACGUUUUAUUCCAUUUUUUUGGUUAGGUGAUAUGGAGGCACAAAGGGAAGCGACCCUCUUCUUUGGGCAACAACACCCUGAUAGUGGAUUGGAUGCCACAGAAGGACCUCCUUGGCCACCCACAGACCAAAGUCUUUGUCACACAUGGAGGCACCAAUGGAGUCCAGGAGGCCAUUUACCACGGCGUCCCUGUACUUGGCAUACCACUGUUCUUUGACCAGUUUGACAACCUGUUGCGCCUGAAGGACAGGGGAGCAGCAAAGAUCCUGGAGUUGGCUGAUGCCAACAGCCGCAGUUUUGAGCAAGCCCUCAAUGAAGUGCUUCAUCAAGACAGCUACAGACAGAACAUUCAGAGGUUGUCACGUUUGCACCGAGAUCAGCCGAUGGCACCCAUGGAUCAGGCCGUAUUCUGGGUAGAAUACGUGAUACGCCAUAAAGGGGCUCCACAUCUUCGCACAGAGGCCUAUAAGAUGCCCUGGUAUUCCUACUACUUAUUAGAUGUACUGCUUUUCAUGAUGACUGUGGUGACUGUGCUGCUGUACUCUAUGUUUGCACUUUUUAGGUUCCUGUGCUGCAGACAAAGAAGAAAGACUAAAUCCAAGUUACACUGAUUGGGGGUAAAUGAAUCAAGAAAUAUGCAACACCAGCCAUAUGUUUAUAUUUCUUCUGUCCUAUUAAAAUCAUUCCAAUUCGACAUUAGAGCUUCACUUUUUAUUACUCCUCCUCUGCUUGUACCCUCAAUUUGCUCCAUACAUUUCCUUCCCUCUCUCUCUCAUGUGUCUGUGUCUUUGGAUGUCUGUAUUUUAUUUAUUUUUACCUUUGCUGGUCUAAAAUGGACCUACACCAUUUAUGCAAAUCGUACUUGUGUUUCUGUCGUUCUCCCACAUUAAAUUUCCACCCUUCACAGUGAACUGGACGCAACUGAUUUUCUGCACAAAGCAUGCUUUGAUACUAAGUAACACCAACCAUGCCGGCAAAACCAACAACUUUUCUUCCCCAUUACUACAUAAUCCUCCUUUUGACGAGGUACGGAGGUACAGGAUUACAGAGAGUCCUACAUUCAGUACAAAAAAGUGGCCAACAAGGCUAGACAGAUGCCAGUUUAGCUAAUCAGGUUGUAUGCAUUGAGCUUAUACAAAAGGGGUGUGCAGAAAGAUCUUGACAUAUGUUAUGUAGACCAGACAAGCACACUAAGACAUUUUUUUCUUUGACCUAAACUUGAAUGAUAUAAUCAGAUCAAGCAUUUUAAUGGACAUUAAUCCAACCACAACAAUAGCAUGCAGCAUCCCUCUGGCUUGCAAUGACAUAUCUUUUCUAACGAACAGUUUGGCUCAGUCCUUUUCAACUGGGUUGUUCACUUCAGACUGACUAAGUAUUUAUUUUAAUUGUAAGUGUACGUGUAACAAGUUCUCUGAUGUGUUUUAUUUAAUCAGAAACUGGUUUCCUUAGCUAUUUUAUUUAUACUAUUUCUACUUUAUUGAUCAGUCAAAUAGCCUUGAAAUUAUUUGAUAAUGAUAAAAAUCUAGAAAAAGUCAAACUGUUUUGUUCUAAAGACUUUAGCUUUAAAGGACCCAGAUAUGAUAAUAUUGUCUGAUAUAUAUCCAGUGCUAACCAUGACUCUGUAACUUUCUUGCAAUAAAACCAAACUUUUAAACUA